Molecule: messenger RNA, 1915 nt
Organism: Podarcis raffonei (Aeolian wall lizard)
Lineage: Eukaryota; Metazoa; Chordata; Lepidosauria; Squamata; Lacertidae
Gene: DUOXA2
Product: dual oxidase maturation factor 2
Exons: 7
Coding region: 54-1022 (322 amino acids)
Biological process (GO): protein transport
Cellular component (GO): endoplasmic reticulum membrane
Source: RefSeq, a predicted model, not a curated record
CGCUCAGCUUAGACGGCGCCGCCGCCGAAGCCCCGCCGGUAUCCUGCCUCAGAAUGACGCUCUUUGAUGGCAUCUAUCCCUUUUACCCCCAACCCAGGAAGCCCUUUGUCUUUGAUGUGGAUACCAUCGUUGUAAUUAUUGUCUUCCUUGUAAUUGCCUUCAGCUUCCUGCUCAUCCUUCCUGGAAUUCGGGGCAGAGCGAGACUGUACUGGCUUUUCCGGGUCAUCGCAAGCCUUUUUAUCGGAGGGGUCAUCGUUGCUGUCCACUUCACCUCUGACUGGGAGAGGGCACAGGGAACAGCGACCACCACCUACAAGUCUUUCAGCCCAGCUAAGGUCCAUGCAGAGAUCGGGCUGCACGUCGGUCUGGCAGGACUCAACGUCACUCUAGUUGGAAGCCCCGUGGAACAGCUCAAUGAAACGAUCAACUACAAUGAGCAUUUCUCCUGGUGGUUUGGGGCAAACUACGACAACGACUUCGACGAAGGCUUGGAGCACGGCCUGCCCAGCCCCAUCCUCUACGUGGCAGAAAAGUUCACCGGGGACAGUCCCUGCGGCCUCCACCACCUCUACAGAAUGGCAGGGCACUAUGCGUCAGCCACCCUCUGGGUUGCCUUCUGCGCCUGGCUGGUCUCCAACAUGCUCUUCUCCAUGCCGGUCCCUGUCUAUGGCGGCUACAUGACCCUCGUCACAGGCAGCUUCCUCAUCUUUGCUCUGCUCUCUUUCUCCACCGGGAGAAGUGCUUCCUGCGUCAUCCAGUUCGGCCCCACCUCCUUGCAGCUCGCCUAUGGCGCAUCCUUCUGGCUGACGCUGGCCACAGGGCUGCUCUGCUUCCUGAUCGGAGCCGUGGUGAUAACACUUCACUAUACCUGCCCUGACCUCCUAAAAGCCUUCUUUGACCUGUGUGAGGAUGAAGAGGAGGAAGAGGGGAUGCUGGGAGAAGUGUACAUUAACCCCCACUAUGCUCGAACGAAGGCAGCUCCUUCGCCAGCCAAUUUGAGGCUGACCAUCAUGGACAGCUAGAGCGAAGCUUGUGGUGGGACCUUCCGGACCUGUUCUUCCAACAGGGACAUUGGGUGUGAUCUGCCCUGGCAUAGCCAGUAGAGAAGAAUGACUCUAUCCUAUGCACUGAUCCUGAAAAGGGGCAGCUGGAAGCUGGGCUUCUUCGCUGUCCACAGCCUUCGGCACCUGCAGUUCAGCAGCCUUGUUUUUAUUAAGUCUGGAGAACAACUGGAAAGCACUUUGCUUGUUUUGUUUGGGUAAUGCCUCCAACCAGUGGUGGCUGAUGCCCAGUGAGACUGGUAAGGCAGGAAGCAGAGAAGUCUGCAUGCCGAGUCCCAAAGAGAACCCUGAGGCUGGGAGCUGGUGGUUGCUCCUUGAGGUGGAUGGGCAGGGGGACCCAGCCGAAAGCAGACUGCAGUUGAAGUAGUGCCGCUUUUGCCCUGAUAGGUCCAUCUCCAUGGCCACCAACCAAGGGAUGAGCAUGGAGAAGUUACAGGCAGAGGACAAUUGAUUCCAGAAGAGGAGGCAGGCUGCAAGGAAGGGUUCUGCUAAGCUAGUGCUGUUAGGUGAAUGGACAAGACUCAGAAUACUUGCUGGCUGGGGUCAGCGGGAGAUCUGUAGUUCAGCAGCAUCUGGAGAGCCAAAGAUUCUCCACCCCUUGUGCAGCCCCUCACCUGAGCAACAAAAAUUUAUUGGAAAAUGUGCCUAAACCAACGUAUAUAAAGCAGGCGUUGCUGUUUUGCUCUCUGCCUUGGUGGGAGACAAAAGCCACCAAGCUGAAUGUCAGAAGUAGCUCUCAAGUCUCUCACAGGAUGCGGAACUGAACCCUCUUGCACCUUGACUGAUCCCUAAGCAUCUCAGCCUUGGGCAUGGCUCUCCUUUAGCAGCAGCCUCCAUGUGGCACUUCAAAAGCA